Symsagittifera roscoffensis is the source of this 747-nucleotide messenger RNA. RefSeq lists its product as uncharacterized. Gene Ontology annotation, biological process: pseudouridine synthesis; regulation of DNA-templated transcription. Gene Ontology annotation, molecular function: DNA-binding transcription factor activity; pseudouridine synthase activity; RNA binding. The record is from RefSeq and is a predicted model, not a curated record. Bases 43 to 747 code for a protein of 234 amino acids. Lineage: Eukaryota; Metazoa; Xenacoelomorpha; Acoela; Convolutidae. The transcript is spliced from 6 exons.
UCUUUCAGAUAUGUUGUCUGUCACUAUUUGACUCAAACCACAAUGGAGGCUUCUGCUCUAAGGAAUAUGCCUAAACUUCUGAAACACUUGGGACGUGGUGUUCCAGCUCCUUCUGAAAUGUCCCAGCAACAGUAUGUUGAAUUUCUCAUGGAGAAUAAAGUCAUGGAGGAUGAUCGACUCAUUGCAUUCAACAAGCCUGCUUUGGUACCUUUCGCUCGACAGCGUCAUGACCUCCUAUCAUCCGAUGCGUCACUCCUGAAGAGCCUGCAAGUCCAUCUAGAUUCCUCUCAUCGUUUCUAUCUUGCCAAGAGUGCUCCUCAGUCCAUGUCUGGAGUGAUGCUACUUGCCAAAAAUGCUAGAGUGUGCAAUGACAUCCGAAGGAGAUUCCACCAGGAGAAAACAGGCGCCAAGAGGAAGAGCUUUGAGGUGGACACAAUUCUAAUCGGCCACAUCCCGGGAAACGUGGGAGCAGAAUUAGAAGAGCUUACCAAAUUUUGGGCUCGUAGGUUGAAAAUAAACGACGUCAACCAACUGGUCCAAACUUACAGCGUCUCAUCCACUGCAAUAAGGAAAGACAAAGUGCAAUUGUCGAAUGGACAGUUCGCAAUUCGGAGUCACAAUGGGAACAGAGUUCACGCAUCACUUCUUGUGGACGGUGUUGCAGACGGGAUCGUGAACAUGUUUGCACUGAAGCACAAAUGGAUGGUUUUAGGAGACCAUUUGUACAGUCACAGCACCGAUUUGUGA